AUGGCACCCCCACAGAAACCGGAGACCUUCAUGUUAUCAACUGAAGCCCAGCACAAUCUUCCGCACGAUGCGCAGGUCGCCUUGCAGCAAGUGGACAACCUGAAAUAUUUCCUUCUGUCGGCCCCCGUCGACUGGCAAUCCGACCAACUUAUUCGUCGUUUCUUGCUUCCGACCGGCGAUUACGUUUCUUGUGUUCUAUGGAGCAAUCUCUUUCACAUCUCUGGUACGGAUAUUGUGCGAUGCUUGGCCUUUCGAUUCCAAGCCUUCGGUCGCCCUGUGAAGAACUCGAAGAAGUUUGAAGAGGGCAUUUUCUCCGACUUGCGAAAUCUCAAGGCCGGCACAGAUGCGACUUUAGAAGAGCCAAAGAGCGCCUUCCUCGACUUCAUGUACAAGAAUAACUGCAUUCGGACACAGAAGAAGCAGAAGGUGUUCUACUGGUACAGCGUGCCUCAUGAUCGCUUGUUCCUGGAUGCCCUCGAACGUGACUUGAAACGUGAGAAGAUGAACCAGGAAGCCACCACGGUCGCUGUGAGCGAACCGGCCAUGUCCUUUGAAUUCGACUCAUCGCAGUCCCUCUACGAGCAAUUGACAAAGGCACAACAAGCGAACUCGUCCUCGUUUGCUGCCCACGCAAGUACGACAUCAUCAUAUGGCCAGUCCAACUCCCCCGUUGUUCGGACCGUUGACGCAAUGCCUCCUCCCCAGAUGGCUCCCCAGAUGGCCCCCCCGCCAGCAAUUCCGCUUCUCCAGGACGACUCCGCGACUCCGUCGAUGUACAGCAACCCGAUGCCCCUCUCGAACAGCCUGGUUCAGGGUCUCAUUAAACGUGAGCAAGACUACGGAAUUCAGUACGACCGCAAUGGAAUGCCUAUCGCCCGCAUCCACCAACGCCACUCCUCUAUGCCGACUUUCUACGAGUACUCCCCCGCGCCGUCCUUCGUGUCGUCGCAGUACGAAGAUUACAGCAACCGCGGCCUGUCGUUUGAGCCCGUCACCCCACCACAGCAUUCGGUUGGACUCGGCGCUGAGCCCGCUUACAUCGCCAACGAGGAUACCGGCUUGUACACUGCGAUUCCAGAUCUCUCCCACGGGGCCCCAUACAACCCCAUGAUGCAGCUCCCACCGUCGAACUUCACCGGUGGUCACUACCAAGCGGCCUCUCGACCUUAUUCAAACAACCCGUACUCUGUUGUUGAAGGGUCACCGACUUACAAACAGCGAAGGCGACGACCAUCUGUCACUCCGGGUCCCUCAAAUGGAACCCCCGGAUUGAUGAAUGGUUCUGUUCAGGGCACAUCCGUUCCUCCUACAACCUACGCCGCUCACAAACCCAGUGAUCUUCGUCGUUCGGUCUCAAGCUCUGUGGCUCCUGGCCUGGAAGCAGAUGACGGUUCUCACGAUCUAGCUCGGACCUAUCCGAGUGCGAUGUUGCCCCAAAAAGAUUUGUUGCAGGAAAUUUCGCGCCAUGGCACCCCACUCCAGCCACUGGACGGUAGCGUUGAGCCACAACCAGCCCCCAUGUCAAACCCGCAUGAUGACUUGGCAGCGCUUCCAACUAGUGCAGCCAUUGAGACGACCGUUCAAAACAGCACCGGCCGGUCGGAUCGCACAGCUCCUGGUCCCGCUCGUCGGGCCCGUAGUGCAACAAUGAUGGAGCUGGGACCGUACCCACAAAAAUCUCACUCCUGCCCAAUUCCGUCCUGUGGCAGACUUUUCAAGCGUCUAGAGCAUCUCAAAAGGCACGUGAGAACCCAUACACAAGAACGUCCAUACCCCUGUCCAUACUGCAGCAAAGCUUUCUCGCGAUCCGACAAUCUGGCACAACACCGCCGCAUUCAUGAGGCUCAACAAGACGGCCAGCCCGUUGCAACUGAGGAAGACUUGGAGAAUGAGGAAAAUGAUUUCGAGUCCGCUGGCGAAGAUUCUUCUCCCCCUGCCCUAGAGCCCGCUCAUCCUCAUGCUCACCAUGCUCACGCUCAUGCCCAUGUUCAUGCCCAUCCUCAUGCUCACGCCCAUGCACCUCACAUGGUCAACAUGCCUGCUAUGACGUCUAUGCCCGCUCCAAUGAGCAUGCCAUCUGCUGUCCCCACCAUGGUCGGAGCUCAUAUGAUAGCUCCCCAGCUUCUUCAACAGCAGAUGUAA
Molecule: messenger RNA, 2142 nt
Organism: Penicillium angulare
Lineage: Eukaryota; Fungi; Ascomycota; Eurotiomycetes; Eurotiales; Aspergillaceae
Gene: steA
Product: sexual development transcription factor SteA
Exons: 5
Coding region: 1-2142 (713 amino acids)
Biological process (GO): sexual reproduction; regulation of DNA-templated transcription
Cellular component (GO): Tec1p-Ste12p-Dig1p complex; nucleus; Ste12p-Dig1p-Dig2p complex
Molecular function (GO): DNA-binding transcription factor activity
Source: RefSeq, a predicted model, not a curated record